AUGCCGUCGCAGGCAUCAACGAACUGUAAAGCAGCAGUGGAGAAGAGUCUAGAAGGAACCGCAGCUCUCGUAACAGCCGGCGGCACGGGACUCGGUCUCGGUAUCGCAAAACGCCUGGCUCAUGAUGGUUGUCGAGUGACAAUCUGUGCACGUCGUGAGGCAGUGCUCGCUGCUGCAUUGGAUGAGAUUGGUAAUGAUGCGCAAUACGUUGUGUGCGACGUCACCGAUGACAGUCAGGUCAAAGCUGCGGUAGAAGCUGCAGCAGAACCCCUCGGCCGUCUGGAUAUAGCAGUCGCCAACGCCGGUGGCGGUGCCGCCGCAGGCCCCCUGGUGUUGACCGAUCUUGAAGCAUGGAACGCAACGCUGGCACUCACGUUAACCAGCACACUGUCGACAAUCAAACACGCGGCUCCCAUUAUGAGCCGUGGCAAUGGCGGCGCCAUCGUUGCCGUAUCGUCUAUCGCGGGUCAUCUGACACAUCGCAACCUCGGUCAAUACUGUGUCGCAAAAGCAGGCGUUGAAAUGCUGGUGCGCAACAGCGCCGACGAACUUGGGCACUAUGGCAUCCGUGUGAAUGGUGUGCGACCAGGGUUGGUACCCACUGAAAUGGCCGCGGGAUUGCAACAGACUGAUGCCGUACGUGAAGACUACCUGGCGCAAAUGCCACUCAAACGACUCGGUAAACCUGAAGAUGUGGCAGCCGCAGUACGUUUUCUUGCCGGGCCCGAAGCGGCAUGGAUCACAGGUCAAUUACUGGGGGUAGACGGCGGCCACUCACUCCGGCGCGGACCCGACCUGGAUGCCAUUUUCGCCCCAACCGCAGAUGCGCAACUGGCCGACUUAAUGCGCGCCGAGGUCAUCAAAGUGGAAGCCUUCGAUGGAGACAUCAUGCGUCAUACUCAGAAAAGUGUUGACGGAUUCACCACCACCUUCGUAGCCAGCAAUCGAGGCAAGAAGGGCAUCGCCAUCGACCUCAAGCAUAAGUCAGGCAAUGAGAUGAUCAAACGCUUCGUUCCCUACGUGGAUGUAGUGGUACAGAAUUUUCGACCCGGCGCGGUGGAACGCAUGGGAUUGGAUUACGACACUCUAAAACAAGUCAACCCAAGCAUCGUUUACUGCUCAAUCUCAGGCUUCGGCAACAAGGGUCCAUACAUAAACAAACGUAUCUACGAUCCCAUCAUUCAGGGCAUGUCGGGGUUGAACGCUGUUCAAGGUGGCCCCGGGCAGCGGCCUGAGAUGAUCAAGACAUUGAUACCCGAUGUCGUGACCGCAUUAACCGCGGCCCAGGCCAUCACCGCCGCACUGCUGGCACGUGAACGCUCUGGCCAAGGUCAACAUGUCACUGUCGCGAUGAUUGAUGCGAUGAUUGCGCUAAUCUGGCCCAGCAUGAUGGCCAACAACAUGCGUGUCGAUGAAAACGGCGAGAAUCCGCCACCAACAGGCACCGCGCGCAGAGGUGAGCUGAUAUUCAGAACGACUGACGGCUACAUCACCGCUGCAGCUGUAUCCGAAGCUGAGUGGCAAGGCUUAUGUACUGCGCUGGACAAAGCGGAGUGGUUAAAUCACGACCGACUCAACACCCCUGCGGGCAGGGUCGCCAAUAGCGCAACGCUGAUUGAAUUACUUUCUCCAAUUUUCGAGCAACAAGCCUCCGCUCACUGGCUUAAGCUAUUUGACGAACACGAUGUGCCCUGCGGCCCGAUACUGACCCCUGCCGAUCUACCGAACAAUGAACAGAUCAUUGCCAACGAACUUAUUGAGGUAUUUGAUCAUCCGGGUAUUGGCAAGAUCCGCCAGGCGCGACCCGCCGCCAAAUUCUCUGCAACGCCUGCGCACAUUCAAGGGCCUGCGCCCGGCAUUGGCGAACACACACGUGCCAUCCUGCAGCAAUUCGAUUUCUCUGAUCCGGAAAUCGACGACCUGUAUGCCCAAGGCGAACUCAUGACAGCACUGGUUACCGCCAUAGACGAUGCAAGCGCCGACAAGGCCGUCAGAGUCAUCGGGAUCACCGGAAUUGGCGAUACUUUUUGCGCUGGUGCUGAUUUGAGCCCGGGUCGAAGUCGCGACAGUGCGGAGGACACAGUGGAGAGGGUCGUGCAGCUGGUAACCGGUAUCCGUGUGCGCUGCCAGAAACCCGUCAUUGCAGGCAUUAAUGGCCUGGCCAUUGGUGCCGGUCUGUCGCUGGCCAUGUGCUGCGACAUACGCAUGGCCAGUAGCGAUGCUUCAUUUCACCCGGGCUACGCACGCGUUGGCACCUCACCCGACUGCGGCCUGACCUGGACACUGCCGCAGGCGGUCGGCCAUGAGCGCGCGAUGCGAUUUCUGCUUGAAAUUGAAUUCAUCGACGCACCGCAGGCACUCGCCAUGGGUAUGAUCGGCGAGGUAGUGCCUGCAGAUGUUUUCUCGGAAGCAUUUCUUGCCUAUUGCGAAAAGAUCGCCAAGGUUGCGCCAUUGUCUGCCACCCAGACCAAAUUGCAGGUCACACAAGUGGGAUUGCCUGAGGACCUCGAAGCGCUCGUGCGAACGGAACUGCAUUAUACCGGCAAAGGCUUAGCCAGCAGUGACGGUAAAGAGGAGCUUAACAUGUCAGACAACGCUAAACGGGACACCCCUGAACAACAGGAAUUCAGGCAAUACUGCCGGGAUUGGUUGGCCAGCAAUGUACCACCACCGCCAAGCUUCAAGCCGCUGAAAAGCGGCGCGGAAUUGGCAACUGAGGAACAUCUGGCCUAUUACAGCGCCUGGCAGAAGGCGGCCUACGACGCAGGCCUGGUGGGCUGCGAUUACCCGGUGGAGUACGGCGGCGGCGGACGAACCCGCUGCCAGUCUGUUGCCAACCAGGAAAUGUUAAGCGCCAGGACACCGAUCAUGCCCGGUGCCAUCGGGCUUGGGAUGGCCGCGCCCACCCUCUUUUUUCAUGGGUCGGAAGAUCUGAAGCGGCGCUUGCUGCCUAAGCUGUUGUCCGGUGAAGAAUUGUGGUGCCAGGGCUUCAGUGAGCCCGGCGCCGGCUCCGAUCUGGCCAGUGUGCAAACUUUUGCAGAGCGAAAAGGGGACAAGUGGGUAAUCAACGGGCACAAGGUGUGGACCUCAACUGCACAGUUUGCCACCUGGAUGAUCCUGCUCGCACGCACCGACAAGUCGGACAAGUACAAUGGUCUGACCUACUUUGUGGUGCCGAUCAAAUCAGAGCUCGACAAGACGGUCACGGUCCGACCGCUCAUCAAGAUCACCGGUGAGACAGGCUUCAACGAAGAGCUGUUCGAGAACCUGGAAAUCGACGAUGCCUACCGCCUCGACGACGUCGGCAAAGGCUGGCAGGUAGCCAUGACCACGCUGGCCCACGAACGCGGCGCAGGCCCCCUGACCUCUCCUUCGUCCGGUGGCCAGGGUGCCGAAGUGAAAAAGGAAAACGGUAUCAAUGAAUUUCCGCUGCUCAAACUCGCCCAGCAAUGCACACGCAAUGGCAGCCCGGCAGCAGACGACGCGGUUAUACGUGACAAGGUCAUGAAAAUGUUAGUGCGCCAAGUGGGCAUCAAACAACAUCGCCGCAUUCGCAGCGUAACCGGGUUAGUGGACCAGCAACGCCUGGCGCUCCAGGAUAAACUGUUAGCUACCGAAUACCAGCAAGACGCCGCGGCAGUUGCCUUAGAGAUCGAGGGGCCGGCUGGAACGCUAUCCAACUUCGAUAAACACGCACCGGAUCAAGGCAAGUGGCCUCUGUCUUAUCUGAGUUCAUUCGGCGGCACCAUCGCCGCGGGCACCAGUGAAAUUCAAAGAAACAUUUUGGGUGAGCGAGUACUUGGUCUGGACUUCGGCUUCGACGCUGAUGCUCUUGCACUAAAAGAUGUUGCGGAGAAAUUUUUCCAAGACAAUCUACCCACGCACAAGCUGCACCAGUUGGUAGCCCAGGACAGUGACCUGGCCAACGGCUCGGUAAGCCGCUGGGACAAGGACUUGUGGCAACAAGUUGUAGAUUUGGGUUGGCUGAUGGUGGCCGUGCCGGAGCGCGUGGGCGGCAUGGGUAUGCCUGCCGUCGCGGUCACCAGUUUAGUGGAGCAGGCCGGACGUGCCGCCCUUCCCGGACCGCUCAUUGCAACGCUGAGCACAUCCUACAUUCUCGGCGCUUGCGGCACUAACAAUGCGGACAACGCGUUAGGUCUCAUCUGCGAAGGCAAAACAUUCAGCUAUGGCGCCAGCAAUAAAUUCGGCGCCUGGGAACACAAUGCUUCCGAACUGGUACUGGAAGAUAACCAAUUGAACGGCGCGCUCUACUUCGUGCAGGAUGCUCAAAAAGUCGACUAUUUCCUGGUCAACGCCAAACGCGAGAGCGAACCAACUCUAGUGGUUGUACCAGCAAAUCUGGACGGGCUCACGAUCGAGCCUAAUACAAUCAUUGAUCUGACCCGCGACCAGGCUUGCUUGCGGUUCAAUCAGGUCGCCAUCGAAGACAGCCAGAUUGUCAGCGCGCCAGGCCAAGCGUUGGCCGCGCUGCAGCACGCCACCCCGGCGCUGCUCGCAAUGAUCUGCGCCGACAUGUGUGGUGCAGCGGAAUGGCAGCUGCAGACAACAGCAGACUAUGCGCGUACCCGCAAACAGUUCGAUCGCAACCUGGGUUUCUUUCAGGCGGUAAAACAUCCGUUGGCGGAUUUCAUGGUGGCGAUAGACCUGGCACGUGCCCAUCUAUAUAACGCCGCGUGUGCCAUUGAUCAUGAACCGGACAAUGCAGAGCUGUACGCUCGUAUGGCCAAAUCCGCUGCAAAUGACGUCGCUUCGUUCGGAUCGAGGAAGUCGGUGCAGCUGCAUGGCGGCAUCGGUUUUACCUGGGAGAGCUUCGUACACAUUUAUUUGAAGCGCCAACUGCACAGCCAGACGCUGUGGGGUGACGCCACCUAUCAACGGCAGAAAUUGGCUGAGCUGAUACUCAGCGGGGGAGAAUCGAAAUGA
This is a messenger RNA of Symbiodinium pilosum, 4944 nucleotides long. NCBI's taxonomy places the organism in Eukaryota, Dinophyceae, Suessiales, Symbiodiniaceae. The record is from the annotation of a GenBank genome assembly.